Camellia sinensis is the source of this 2407-nucleotide messenger RNA. The record is from RefSeq and is a predicted model, not a curated record. NCBI's taxonomy places the organism in Eukaryota, Viridiplantae, Streptophyta, Magnoliopsida, Ericales, Theaceae.
UCAUCAUCAAUCCAAUUCCGAGAGAUACGUUUAUGUUUUGCAUGGUCGUUACAAGGAUUGGUUGUGCCAGGGUUUCAUCCUUGCUGUUGUAGUCUGGUUCUGUGGUUUGCGAGUGAAGACGACGAAGAGGAGGGUGUUCGGUUGUUACAUUUGCCGGAUUAUAACUAGUUCAAAUCAGUUUUUUUCAACUUUCUGUACGAUUGUAGGAUUGCAUGAUCAAGGAGAUGGAUACCUUUAUGCUAUUGGUGUGUACAUAUGGUUGUAGUACAACUAUAAUAAAUGUUGCCCGCGCAAUGUGUUAUUCUCGUUUGGUGGAGUGUUUGUGUGAGAAAUGGGAUGAGUUGUCUGCUGGUUCCAUUUCAUUAUUCUGUAAACUACCUGGGAUUAAUAAGUGUCAUUUGGACAAUGAGGAAGAAUUUCAGAACAUGGUACUGCUUGCUAAAUCAAUGGGGGUACAACAUGUAGAAGUUGUGGUUGAGUUGAAGGGUGAUAUUGGUCAGUCAAGUAGUUUGGGAUUGCUGCGUGUGGGGGUUGAGGAUGAAAUUGAUGCACUACGGAGAUUUUGCCACCAUAAGGAGAAGGUGUUGUUGUCAGCCCCUCGGGCAAAUGGUAUUACGCAUAUAGGACAACGGUUUGUUGGCAGUGCAUAAGAAUUUCGUGACGUUUUAUGUAAGUAUGCCAUCCAAUGUGGGUUUAAGUUCACAUACGUGAAGAACGAGACAACAAGAGUUAUUGCUAUGUGUGCGAUGCGGGAGGAGAGGGGGUGCUUGUGGGCUAUACAUUGUAGAGCACAACGAGCAAAUGAUUUUUUCUACAUCAAGAGGUUUAGUGAUGUGCAUACUUGUGGUACGGAUGUCCGAACAUCGAAGAAUCCGCGAGUUAGUUCGGAUUUGGUGUCGAGUACCAUAUCUGAAAUUGUGAGGGACAAGCCGUUGACUCGGCCGUGUGAAGUGGUGACUAUUUUGAAGAGGGAUUAUGGGCUAGAUGUGAGUUACCAUGUGGUAUGGUUGGGUGUGGAGAAAGUAAAGGCUGGUAUUCAUGGAGAUCACUCGUUAUCGUUUGACCAGUUGCGGUGGUAUUCGGAUGCCGUGAUGCGGUACAAUCCGGGGAGUUAUGUCAAUAUUGACUAUGAUGCGAGUAGUCAACAGUUUUGUCGCUUCUUCGUGUCAUUCGCUGCAUGUAUUUCUAGGUUCAAUGCUUGUCGGCCUUUAUUAUUCCUGGAUGGAACAUUCCUCAAAGGAAAGUACAAAGGUCAGCUACUUGCGGCAACAGCGAAAGACGGGAACAAUGGUCUAUUUCCUGUUGCAUUUGCAAUUGUUGAUUCGGAGACCACGGCUAAUUGGUCGUGGUUCUUGCAUGAACUUGGGAAGGUUGUUGAUGGGAAGCGCCAUAUUACUUUUAUUUCGGAUCGUAAUCUUGGUCUGUUAGAAGCUAUGCCAAAGGUGUUCCCAUCGGCUCAUCACGGUUAUUGCUUACAACACUUGAAGAGCAAUUUAAGAGACUGGAUGAAAGGAAUUGAUAAUGGAUUCAGGGAUCACCUAGUAAGGAGUUUGGGUGACUGUGCCUACGAGCCAACUGUGGUAGGGUUCCAUGAAAAGCUUGCAAAAUUAAAAGAGGAGGGUAAACAACGAGCUCAUAUUUUUUUCAAGGACUUAGCACCUGAGCACUGGGCAAAUUCAUACUUCAGGGGCAUGCGUUAUGGGGAAAUGACAUCCAAUGCGGCGGAGUCAUUUAAUAACUGGAUUAAAGAAGCACGUAAUCUUCCUAUCACUCAAAUGGUGGACAAAAUUCGUACUCAGUUGAUGCGGCAAAUGUCUGCACGGCGUGACCAAGCAAACAAAUGGAAUGAGAUUAUUUGUCCGACAUUCGAAACAAGGCUUAUGGAUUCGUUCAAUGACAGCAAGUCUUGGCAAGUUAGCAAAGCCAACGAGGAUGUGUUUGAAGUUCAUUCGAUACCAUCGGUUACAGUUGAUGUUGCGAGGCGUACAUGUUCAUGCUUCAAAUGGCAAAUCAACGGAUUCCCGUGUGACCAUGCUGUUAUUGCCAUUCAAAAGAGCCGCUACAAUCUCAAUGAUUGUGUAGAACAUUACUUUCAUGUAGAGACAUAUCGUGCAGCCUAUUCGGGAGCCAUAUUCCCUAUAUCAUCGGUGGAGAAGCCGCCUUUUGAUCCCACGGACUUUACUAUAUACCCGCCUACCGUGAAAAGACCACCCGGAAGGCCGAAGAAGAAUAGGAUCCCAUCAAGGGGUGAGAAACUGAAGCAAAUAAGGUGCGGGAGAUGUGAUAAGUUGGGGAGCCAUAAUCGAAAAUCAUGCACGGAGCCGAUAUAAGAUGUACCUUUUUUCCUUUCAACAUUGUAUUUUACAUUGGAUUCUUAUAUUCAUUUUUUUAAUAAGAUUGUGUUGUG